Iphiclides podalirius (scarce swallowtail) is the source of this 4263-nucleotide messenger RNA. NCBI's taxonomy places the organism in Eukaryota, Metazoa, Arthropoda, Insecta, Lepidoptera, Papilionidae. The record is from the annotation of a GenBank genome assembly.
AUGCGAUUGAGUAUAAACAACAGUAGGUAUGAGAUAAUCACAAUACUAGACGAACAUGUAUUAAGUACCAAUUCAAGGCGACGCUUAGAUCGGCGAAAAAGAGUGAGAAGGAGCCUUUUGGAGAACCGUCUUAUCAUCACCCAGCACUUUACUGAGCGUACGGUGACGCCAGGAGGUGAUAUUAGCAUGCAAUGUGCGGCCUCCGGCGAUCGACCACCGCAGUUCACGUGGGAAAGAGACGGAGUGACAAUUUCCAGUAACACGGACUCAAGAUACGCAUUAGGCCAGGUGAUGACGUCGGAUAACUCUGUCGUCACCCAGCUGAAUAUAACAAGGGUGCGAGUGGAAGACGGUGGUCUUUACUCGUGCACCGCUAAGGAAGGCGAGAAUGUCGUCACCCACGAGAAUCGCUUGGACGUUUAUGGCCCACCAUAUAUCAGAUCGCUGCCACCAAUAAAGGUCCAAAGCGGUGAAGCUGUUAAUCUAAGAUGUCCCUUUUACGGUUACCCUAUAAGUAAAAUAGACUGGGACCACAAGGGCAAAAUUAUCAACUCCAACAACCUCUUCCAAUCGAGAUACAAACGCGACGCGAAGAAACGCAAAACUAGGAGGAGUGUCGUGAACAUAUACGGUGUGCUUACAAUACCCGAAGUGACCAAGGAACAGAACGGAGCGGUAUACACUUGUGUGGUGACCAGUCCCUCGGGUGAGAUGGCAAGGCGAGCGUUCGAGAUACAAGUCAUCGAAGCCCCUAUACUGGAGGACUUGCUGCUGGGAAACAAUCUGCAGGAAGGGCAGAUUGUUAACAUUUACUGCAACGUAAGAAGCGGCGAUUUACCAAUCCACUUCGAAUGGCUGAAAGACGGUAAAAGGAUACCGAGCAGCCUAAAGGUAGUAGAGAGAAGCUCAGAGCUAUUCAGUGCAUUAGUAAUAAAGAAAGUGUCUCUCGAACAUUGCGGCACGUACACCUGUGUAGCUUCGAACCACGUGGCAAAAGUCAACCGAUCCACUGAAUUAUAUAUUAAGGUUGCGCCGAAAUGGGCGGAGGAACCGUCAAACUCUUCCCUCCUUCUGGGUAGAAGAGGUGUAGUGUCCUGCAGUGCAAACGGGUACCCUCAACCGCAGGUGCAUUGGAUGAAAAAAGAUGCUCUUCUCGGGACUUGGCAGCCAGUUCUUGAGCUUGCCGGUGGUGGUAUUCUGAGCCUACCAAACGGAACGCUGAUUAUCGAGGAAGUGUCUCUCACUGACGAGGGAUUGUACUCUUGCAACGUUGAGAACGGCGUUGGAAGCCCACUGAGCAAGACUAUUUGGAUGAGUGUUAACAAGCCGGUUCACUUUGACACAACAGCUACUAAUGUGACGUCCAGACUGGGUCAUCCCGUAACAUUAGAAUGCAAAGCACUUGGCGACGACCCCAUAAGAAUACUAUGGACACACAAUGGGAACACGCUUGAUUUUCAGGUCCACAGAGCGAAGCUAUCGGAAACAAAAACGCCCUUGGGCGUAACUAGCACAAUCAAACUACAAUACUCGGAGACCGGCGACGCCGGAUUGUACCAGUGCAGAGCUAAUAAUCCAUAUGGCGCGGCGACAUUCAACAUAUUCCUAAACAUUUUAGAGCCCCCCACUCCGCCUUCUGAGCUAAGGAUAGAAUCGGUGCGUUCGCGAUCAGCAGUUGCUUCCUGGCGCUCAACUCGUGCGCACGCGCCUAGAUACGCGUUGCAGUACGCGCCGGCGCACGUGGUCGACAUCAGCUGGGAGCAUGCAGUUACUCUAAAUAUUUCACGGAAAGACAACGACCUCAGACAAUCCGCCGAGCUUCAAAACCUGCGGCCAGCUACUGCUUACAUUGUGCGGGUAGCGACUGGAAACCAGGUUGGGGUCAGUCCCUUUACCGCCCCCGUACACUUCACCACACACGAAGAAGCACCCUCAUCUCCUCCCAUCAACAUUGUGGUGGAACAGACUAAUACACCUGGUGAGCUUUUCGUGUCUUGGCUCCAACCACCGAAGGAAACACACAACGGCGUAAUCACCGGCUAUCACGUAAAAGCUGCACCACAAAACGUACCGAAUCUAUCAGAAGACACGGAUACAAGAAUUUUAAAGGUGUCACAGAAAACUGGAAAACAAGAAACUAAAAUCAGUGGUCUGCUCAAAAAUACGAGAUACGCUGUGUCCAUAUCAGCUUUCAACAGAGCUGGUUCCGGCCCAUUCUCACUGCCUGUGUUUCAAGACACUAUGGAGGGCGCACCCGAGCACGCGCCGAGUUCGGUUGAAUGCACCGCCAUCUCAUCCACGUCACUGAGGGUCAGUUGGCAGCCCGUGGCGGCAAACGGACGGGGCAGUUCCCUUAUUGGAUACACCGUGCUUUAUGCCACUGAAGACAGCGCAUGGCAGAAUCAAUCGUCGCUGCAUACAGAGCUGUAUCUUCAAUCCCUUGUGAAGUACACAAACUACACGGUCAAGGUCGCUGGCUACUCCAACUACGGCCCUGGGCCCUUCUCAUAUCCCAUCGUAUGCGCGACCCUACAGGACGUUCCGGAUGCGCCGGCUGAUAUAAAAGUUCUGGUGCUGUCGCCCGUCUCGCUCCUCGUCAGCUGGAAGCAACCCGACCAUCCGAACGGCGACCUUCUCUACUACACUGUGUACGUGAAGCCAACGUCAAGCAAUGGCCCGCCCCAAACGCACCGCAUCGAGGCCGAAGGGCGAACGGUGGCCGAGUUGAAGGAGCUCACAACAGGCAGGACGUACGAGACGUGGGUCACCGCCAGCACCCAAGUGGGAGAAGGAGCAUCCAGCAGACGCGUAUCGCACACUCCAUCGCAGAGAGUGGUAGCAGGAGUAGCUUCUUUGGGUGGUGUGGUGUCCGUGGGCGUGGGCAGCUCGCUGUUGCUGGCGUGCUCAUGCGUGGGAUCACCACCGCCUCGCACCGUCUGGUACCACAACCACAACAUCAUCACGCACCACCCGCGGUUCACGAGGAACCACGACGACAGUCUUCUAAUUAACAACAUCGACCAAUCCCUAGGUGGGAACUACACGUGCCUCGCUAAAAACCUGUACGGCUCCGACUCGGUGGAGUACGUGGUGAUAGUUCUGCCCCUGCCCGAGGCGCCUGUGCUGCGAGCGACACCCUACAAGGACUCGAUAGUAGUUGACUGGGAGCAGCCCUACUACUCCCUCACCAAUAGGAGUGCCAGUCAAAAGAUAAGCUAUAGCCUCACAUGGAAGGAGGCGAGUGGCCCUUGGCAGGAAGCGUGGCCGGUCAACAAGCCGCCGAAUCUCUCCGGAGCCCAAAAGCACGCUUUGACUGGGCUCAAAUGCGGCACUAAAUACUCCCUUCGCAUCACCGCUACGAAUAAAGUCGGCACUUCCCAGCCCGCGUACAUUGACGUCAGCACAUUGGGCGGUGUGCCCAUUCCACCGUCGACCAACGAAUGGCUGUGGAGCAACUGUUCGCAUAUAUACGUUCAAUUGGCCGGAUGGGACGACGCUGGCUGCGAUUUGAAGGGCUGGGACGUCGAGUACCGAGUACUAGGCUCGAGGAAUUGGAUCCGCGCCCACAAUAUACUGACUUACUCCAACCCCUCUUGGAGCAUUUACGAAGCUGACACUCCGUCGUAUCGUACCGGUUCCUUCGCCAUCUCCGACCUGUCCCCCGGGACGUGGUACCAGGUCCGAGUGACGGCCACAAACGAGGCUGGCAGCGUGACGACCACUUACAACUUCGCCACGAAAAACGAAGACGGAAGCGAAGUUGGACCGCCUUCAGACUUCUUCGAUAUCAACAUGCUAGUCAUAGUUUGCAGCUCUAUCCUCCUGGCGCUGUGCCUCGCCUGCUGUAUCUACAUAUUGGUGAAGAGGCAAAAGACGGGCAACCUGACCGAGUACCGGGACUCCAUCACGGCGGACAACAAAUCGGGCAGCGGCGACGUGACAGCGAACACGUCGCACAGCAACCUCGGCAGCGUGAAAGAGAACACGGUGAACGCUCAGAACCGGAUCUACAGCGCGCCGAUACACAUGAGGAACAGCAGCAAGCAUGAGCUGUACGAAAUAAGUCCGUACGCGCAAUUCGCCGUCGGCUUUAGGACCUUCGGCCACGUGGAGAACCAGGACCUGCCUUGUCGGCAGAACAAACUGAGAUACGACACUGAGACCAGCUUCCAGAUGUGUUCAGAAUCAGAAGACAGCGAUAGUAUAUCAAAGUCAACGCUCAAAAGUGUGCCAAGAAAAAUUUGCAGAACUCCUCAUCAUAGG